Molecule: messenger RNA, 483 nt
Organism: Oppiella nova
Lineage: Eukaryota; Metazoa; Arthropoda; Arachnida; Sarcoptiformes; Oppiidae
Source: the annotation of a GenBank genome assembly
UACGUUUACUAGCUGUACGAGAGAUCAUAGUUUAAAAUGAGUUUAUUUAGCAGAGUAUUAGUAGUAAUAAGUGCUAUAAUUAAUGCCAUUAUAGAAGUGAUUAAAAACAUAUUUGGCAUAAGAAGGAGAUGUGAGAGUAAGACACGACUCGACCAUAAGGUGGUUGUCCUAACCGGUGGUAAUACAGGCAUUGGGAAGGAGACGGCCUAUCAGUUGACAUUACGUGGGGCUAAGGUAAUCAUUGGUUGUCGUGAUCUGACUAAAGGAAGGGAUGCCGUCCAACAUAUCCGCUCUUUGAACCCAAAGGCAAACAUCAGUUUCAUUCAAUUGGAUUUGUCUUCACUUUCAUCGGUGCGAGAGUUCGCCAAAUCAGUGGCACAACAAGAGUCCAGAAUCGAUAUCCUUAUAAAUAAUGCCGGAGUUAUGAUGUGUCCCGAGUUGGCCACCGAAGAUGGCUUUGAGAUGCAGUUCGGGACCAAUCAC